AUGUCAGAAGCAACGGGAAGAAGAAAAGAAAUACACGACAGUGAGAUUCAACAUUGCACGCACGAGCAUCCUUUGAUCCCUAGAGAUUUUAGUGAGGCAUAUACCCCCAACUGCCAAGGUUGCACACUUCCAACCCUCAGUCUGGGUUAUGACUGCAUCAAGGGUCGGUGUUCAUUUGCAUUUCACAUACCGUGUGCUCAAGCGUCGAGAGAAAAACUCCAGGAACACCCUUUUCAUCCAUCACAUCCUCUCACUGUUCUUACCAAGUCACCCUACCCUUAUGGUGAUAAGAUCUGGUGCGGUGGUUGUGGCAAGUCCGUGGACGGGUUUUUCUUGCACUGUGCCGAGCCUGACUGCAAAUUUGACCUACACAUUGUAUGCUCACAACUGCUGCCCGUUGUAAAACACUAUCGUCAUGAGCAUCUGCUCGUCUUCUUCGAGGAACUAAACCCCGAUACUGAGUUUCGAUCUUGUAUCACUUGUGAUGGCAAGUGUGUUACUCAAUUGUAUCGUUGCGUUCCAUGUGAUUUCAACAUCCAUUCCGGAUGUGUAAACUUACCCGAAAUUGUCAAGUAUAAAGAACACGACGACCCUCUCACUCUCAAGAACAAGUAUAUAGAUGAGGGAGUGCUUUAUGGCGACUACUACUGUGAUGCCUGCGAGAAACCACGAGACAUUGAACAUGGAGUCUACUUAUGUGCUGAUUGCGAGUAUAUUACUCAUAUUGACUGCGCACUCGCUGAGGCGGAAUACACAAUACCAGAAAUAGUGGCAACCUUCCACAGCAAAAUUGAAGAGAAAGAAGGUCAAAAGGAAGUAGAUACAUCAGCGGACCGGGAGGUAGCGGAGAUAAAACCUGCUAUAGAACCCACGACUGAAACGAACAGCUCUAGAGAAUGUCCAGAGGAAAUUAUAAAGUUACGCGACGAAAUAGAAGCAAUGACAACAGAGAUUAUGGCAGAACUGGGGGUUGUCAUGAAAAAAUUAAGAGAUCUUGAGAUCAAAUAUGCCAAAUGAGCUGUCCAAGAAACAGUUAAACCCCCUGAUGUGUGGGGGGUUUGACAUUGGACUUUACAAGCUUACUAAAUUGGAUUUUGUCUGCUAUUGUGUUUUACUGAUUUAAGGAUUGGCUUAGAAUUUUCAUGAGACAAUACCAAUAAAGCAAUGAAAGGAAGAUGAAGACA
This is a messenger RNA of Tripterygium wilfordii, 1184 nucleotides long. RefSeq lists its product as uncharacterized. The record is from RefSeq and is a predicted model, not a curated record. The transcript is spliced from 3 exons. NCBI's taxonomy places the organism in Eukaryota, Viridiplantae, Streptophyta, Magnoliopsida, Celastrales, Celastraceae. The coding region runs from base 1 to 1017 and encodes 338 amino acids.